AUGAUGAUCGAAGACGACAAUAACAACGACAAAGACGACGACAACUACAACUCCAACGACACCGACAACGACACCGAUAACGACAAUAACUACAACAACAACGACGAUCAUGAUGAUGACGACAAUGACACUGACAAUGACAACAACAACGAUGAUAACAGCAGCAAUGAUAACAACGACGACAGCGACCGCCUUUUUCCUCGGUACACCUCCCGCGAGGCCAAAGUCAAGCUCGAGCUCGCCCUUUACCAUGACAUGAUCUUAAUGGUCGGCGACUUUCGAUCGGAGAAUUCAAUCGGUGACUGUAGGACACUCAUCCCAAAGGGUUCUCUGACCCGCAGCCAAGAUUCUCCCCUACAAAAUCGACAGAGCCUGGUUGGCGAUGCAUCCACUCAACAGAGAACCAAGCCUGAGUACGAUAAUGGUCUCGCCAAUGAGGGCGUCUCCACAAUGUCAGGGGUAGCUCAUCGGUUCCUCGAUCCCACCUGGCGGCAUGAGGCAUGGUGCACAGAUAUUGAUUUUGGGCUGUCAAUAGUACGCAUCUUGGGCACCGCACUUUCAGGACAGCGGAGCCGCACGACGGUUUAGUUUUGAACUCGACACAGUUCAUAUGAUAUGGCCUGCUAGGAUGUCUUACUGGGUGCUUCAAUGUUUGAAACAACAAUAUGAUCCUCGACGCUGUCGAGUCCUUCAGGCUCGCUAAAAUCACCAUGUAAUGCAACACAAGGCCGCAUGUACAUGGAUAGUCGAUACUGCAGCUAAACACACAAUUAAUAAAGAGAAAAGAGAUAAGCGAGCGUGACAACUGACAUGUCAGUUUUCAGUCAGUCACCAGCCUCUGUCUUGGUUGUUUAGCCACUUU
Aspergillus vadensis CBS 113365 is the source of this 862-nucleotide messenger RNA. RefSeq lists its product as uncharacterized. NCBI's taxonomy places the organism in Eukaryota, Fungi, Ascomycota, Eurotiomycetes, Eurotiales, Aspergillaceae. The record is from RefSeq and is a predicted model, not a curated record. The transcript has 3 exons. The coding region runs from base 1 to 588 and encodes 195 amino acids.